Messenger RNA from Macadamia integrifolia, 2313 nucleotides. RefSeq names its product type I inositol polyphosphate 5-phosphatase 13-like. The coding region runs from base 190 to 2142 and encodes 650 amino acids. Lineage: Eukaryota; Viridiplantae; Streptophyta; Magnoliopsida; Proteales; Proteaceae. The record is from RefSeq and is a predicted model, not a curated record. Gene Ontology annotation, biological process: phosphatidylinositol dephosphorylation. Gene Ontology annotation, molecular function: protein binding. The transcript has 3 exons.
AAUAAAAAAUCCCCGCGAAAGAUGUAAGAAGACAUUCCCGUCCGUUGGGUUUCAAUAAGCUUCGCCUGGGUCUCCGGAAGCUCAACACAACUCAUCCUUCGUUUCCAAUUCAGACCUCUCUCUCUCUCUCUCUCUCUCCUUUUGCUUCUGUGUUUCUGUGUUUCAGAAUUGGACUUUCAGAGAUCUUUCAUGGAUGAACGGAUCGAAGACGACGAAGGUGAUCUUAUAGAGUCCCUGACCAGCACCACCCCACAUCGGAAGACCCAAUCAUACAGUCAACAUCUGGGCAUUCCCCCAAUACAGAAGCGAAACACGGUGAGAAAACACAGCCUCGAUGAAGGUGGGAUUACCAAGAAUAUGGAUCGGUUCUAUGAUUCCUCCGAUGACGAACUAUUCCCAUAUGGGAAUCUCGGAGGAUUUACAGCCUGCCGCAUUGGCUCGGUCGGCAGCCCCGCCGAAGGACCCGAAUACAUGAACCAAUUCUUGGAAGGGCAUUCGUCGGAUUCUUCAGGGGAGCUCCGGCGAACCGCAUUGCCGGAGUUUAUUGCCAGCGGUGGCGGAAAUGGGAUCUUUAGAGUGCCGGUUCGUGCCGCAAUUCAUCCGGGCCGGCCGCCGUGCUUGGAGUUGAGGCCUCAUCCAUUGAGAGAGACACAGGUGGGUGGGUUUUUGAGGACAAUUGCUUGUACUGAAACACAAUUAUGGGCUGCGCAUGAAUGUGGGGUGAGGUUUUGGACUUUUUCGGAUGUUUAUGCGGCGGGAUGUGGUGUUGGGGGUAGGGUAAAAAGGGGGGAUGAAGAGGCAGCACCAUUCUAUGAAUCGGUUACAACAUCGCCCACCAUCCGUUUGGUUGUGGAUGCUGGGAAUAGGUUGAUCUGGACAGGGCAUAAGGAUGGGAAGGUUAGGUCAUGGAAGAUGGAUCAGCCAUUGGAUGGAAAUCCUUUCAGGGAAGGCCUCACUUGGCAUGCCCAUCGGGGGCCUGUUCUAUCAAUGGUCAUGUCUUCUUAUGGCGAUCUAUGGACAGGUGGAGAGGGCGGUGUUAUCAAGAUAUGGCCUUGGGAAUCCAUGGAAAAAUCUCUUUCUUUAACAGUGGAGGAAAGACACAUGGCUACUUUACUAGUAGAAAGGUCUUAUAUUGACUUAAAGAGUCAAGUCACUAUUAAUGGUGUUUGCUCCAUAUCUAGUUCAGAUGUGAAGUACAUGUUAUCUGAUAAUGUUAAAGGAAAAGUUUGGAGUGCUGGGCACCUGUCCUUUGCAUUGUGGGAUGCUCGGACAAGAGAACUGCUAAAAGUAUUUAAUGUAGAUGGCCAAAUUGAGAAUCGUGUUGACUUGUCAUCAUCGCUGGAUUCAUCUGUUGAAGAUGAGGUGAAGAUAAAGUUGGUUUCCACGUCCAAGAAAGAGAAAUCACAGAGUUCCAUGAAUUUCUUGCAACGCUCACGUAAUGCUUUGAUGGGAGCAGCUGACGCUGUUCGUCGAGUUGCGGUGAAAGGGGCAUUUGGAGAAGAGAAGAGAACUGAAGCACUAAUCCUCACAAUAGAUGGAAUGAUCUGGACAGGAUGUUCGAAUGGCUUAAUUGUGCAGUGGGAUGGAAAUGGAAAUAGGUUACAAGAUUUCCAACACCAUUCUUCUUCUGUUCAGUGCUUCUGUACUUUCGGGUCACGGAUAUGGGUAGGCUAUUCUGGUGGCACUGUUCAACUGCUGGAUCUUGAGGGCAAGCUACUUGGAGGAUGGGUUGCUCACAACAGUCCUGUUAUAAAAAUGUCUGUUGGGGCUGGUUAUGCCUUUACAUUGGCUAAUCAUGGUGGUAUUCGUGGCUGGAACAUUAAAUCUCCUUGUCCCCUUGACAAUAUAUUGCGAUCAGAAUUGGCAAGCAAAGAGCUGCAAUAUAGAAAGCUAGAAAAUGUGAAAAUACUGACCGGUACUUGGAAUGUUGGACAAGGAAGAGCCUCUCCUGAUUCACUUAUAUCUUGGUUAGGUUCUGCAGCAAUGUAUGUUGGCAUUGUAGUUGUUGGGUUGCAGGAAGUUGAAAUGGGCGCUGGUUUCCUUGCGAUGUCUGCAGCAAAAGAGACUGUGAGCUUCCAUAGGCUUUCUAUAACUAAUAUUUUUCAGUGGCCAGUUUUAUGCUAUUAUUUUCAAGGACACUAGCUACAGUUCUGUUGGUCAAGAACAGAAUUGUAGAAGUAGCCCAGCUGGCAAUGUCAUGUAUUUGCAUGUCUGAUUGUUUAUAAAGUGCUGUUAGCUACAUGUUUCCAGAAACAAAGCUGCUGAAGCCACAUAUUUGCAAGUCUGAUAGUUUGUAAAACAAUGUUAAAUGUU